AUGAUGCAAAAACUGCAGAUGUAUGUAUAUAUUUACCUUUUCAUGUUGAUUGCUGCUGGCCCAGUGGAUCUCAAUGAGGGCGGUGAGCGAGAGGAGAGUGUGGAGCGGGAGGGGCUGUGCAAUGCGUGCGUGUGGAGACAAAACACGAGGGACUCCAGAAUAGAAGCCAUCAAAAUCCAGAUCCUCAGUAAACUCCGCCUGGAAACGGCUCCUAACAUCAGCAAAGAUGCUAUUAGACAACUUCUGCCCCGAGCCCCUCCGCUCCGGGAGCUAAUCGAUCAGUACGACGUUCAGAGGGACGGCAGCAGCGAUGGGGCUUUGGAAGACGACGAUUACCACGCGACGACGGAGACAAUCAUUACUAUGCCUACAGAGUCUGAUUUUCUAAUGCAAGUGGAUGGAAAACCCAAAUGUUGCUUUUUUAAAUUUAGCUCUAAAAUCCAGUACAACAAAGUAGUGAAAGCCCAGCUGUGGAUCCACCUGAGACCCGUGGAGACCCCCACGACAGUGUUUGUGCAGAUCCUGCGGCUCAUCAAGCCCAUGAAAGACGGUACACGGCACACUGGGAUCCGAUCUCUGAAACUCGACAUGAGCCCAGGCACUGGCAUCUGGCAGAGUAUUGAUGUCAAGACAGUGUUGCAAAAUUGGCUCAAACAGCCUGAAUCCAACUUAGGCAUUGAGCUCAAAGCUUUGGAUGAGAAUGGGCAUGACCUGGCUGUAACCUUCCCAGGACCAGGGGAAGACGGGCUGAAUCCCUUCUUAGAGGUCAAAGUAACGGACACACCCAAAAGGUCCCGACGAGACUUCGGUCUUGAUUGCGACGAGCACUCCACCGAGUCCCGCUGCUGCCGCUACCCGCUCACGGUGGAUUUUGAAGCAUUCGGAUGGGACUGGAUCAUUGCGCCCAAGAGAUAUAAAGCCAAUUACUGCUCCGGAGAGUGUGAAUUUGUGUUUUUACAAAAAUAUCCCCAUACUCACCUUGUGCACCAAGCAAACCCCAGGGGCUCAGCGGGCCCUUGCUGCACACCCACAAAAAUGUCUCCCAUUAAUAUGCUAUAUUUUAAUGGCAAAGAACAAAUCAUAUACGGGAAAAUUCCAGCCAUGGUCGUAGAUCGAUGUGGGUGCUCGUGA
Messenger RNA from Arvicola amphibius (Eurasian water vole), 1131 nucleotides. RefSeq names its product myostatin (gene Mstn). NCBI's taxonomy places the organism in Eukaryota, Metazoa, Chordata, Mammalia, Rodentia, Cricetidae. Bases 1 to 1131 code for a protein of 376 amino acids. Gene Ontology annotation, biological process: SMAD protein signal transduction. Gene Ontology annotation, cellular component: extracellular region. Gene Ontology annotation, molecular function: growth factor activity; cytokine activity. The transcript is spliced from 3 exons. The record is from RefSeq and is a predicted model, not a curated record.